Messenger RNA from Populus nigra (black poplar), 1239 nucleotides. Its product is annotated as aspartic proteinase CDR1-like. The transcript has 2 exons. Lineage: Eukaryota; Viridiplantae; Streptophyta; Magnoliopsida; Malpighiales; Salicaceae. Bases 1 to 1239 code for a protein of 412 amino acids. Gene Ontology annotation, biological process: proteolysis. Gene Ontology annotation, molecular function: aspartic-type endopeptidase activity. The record is from RefSeq and is a predicted model, not a curated record. Gene Ontology annotation, cellular component: extracellular region.
AUGGCAGCAAUAGAUAUUGCAAUCCUGUUUGUAGCUUUCACAAGUCAUUUUACCCUAACCAUGAGCACCACCAUGGUUGCACUUGCACCUGCCAUCCCCAAACCUAAGCGAUUGGUCACCAAACUAAUUCAUCGCGACUCCAUCUUUUCUCCCCGUUAUAAUGCUAACGGCACCAUUGCUGAUCGUGCAAGACGUGCUAUGGAAACUUCAGUUGCGCGUUUUGUUCAGCUAGCAAUCAUGGACAGUGGCAGUAGUUUUCUAUGGAUCAAGUGUCUUCCUUGCAGUCCUUGUUCAAGCAAAUCACCUAUUUCAAUUUUUGAUCCUAGGAAGUCUCUCACUUAUUCUAGCAUGUCAUGCAGGAGAUAUAGGUGUAACCAUUCCAAAUGCAACUCCUAUAAUGAAUGUACUUACAAUAUAACAUAUGUUCGAGGUCCUGGAUCGACCGGGAUCUACGUUUUUGAACAACUUUCCUUCGAGACGAUAGACGACACGAAGAUUGUGGUGCCAAGGGUACUUUUGGGGUGUGGUCGAAAUCUUGAAGUUGAUAAAGGUCAAUACAAUGGAGUAUUUGGACUUGGAGUUGGCAGAGAGACAUCUUUGAUAACUCAAUUAGGUUCUCAAUUCUCCUACUGCGUUGGUAAUAUAAUGGAUCCUCAUUAUCCUUACAACCAGCUAUCCUUGGGUGAUGGAGCAAUAAUGGAAGGUGAUUCAACACCUUUAGAAAGCAGCUAUGGCCGCUAUUACGUAACACUUGAAGGAAUUAGUAUAGAAGGUAAACUGCUAGAGAUAGACCGUCGUAUUUUUGAAAGGACAGCCAUGGUUGAUAAUGGAGUGAUCCUUGAUUCAGGAACUACAUAUACUUGGCUAGCCCAAGAUGCAUAUAAUGCACUUAGCGAAGAAGUUCGAAGUCUCUUCAGAGAGAUGCUACAACGGUACAAAGGCAUGCCAAACCAGCUGUGCUACAUUGGGAGUGUGAGGGAGGAUCUUAGCGGGUUCCCGGCAGUAACUUUCCAUUUUGCGAAUGGAGCACAAUUAGUGCUCGACACCCAAAGUAUGUUUCUUCACAUAGCUCCAAGAGUGUUUUGCCUGGCCAUAGGUUCUAGUGCUGUCAAUGGAGACAACUCCAAAAAUUUGUCCGUCAUUGGAAUGAUGGCCCAACAGAACUACAAUGUGGGUUACGACAUUGGUCAAAACAAGUUGUACUUCCAAAGAAUUGAUUGUGAGCUUCUUGAGGACUAG